AUGUCGUCUCGACCUCAAUUCGUGAAAAGACCACCUUUAAAAGAAUUGAAAUCUGAAGAACCUUUAACAUCAGGAUUUAAGUAUUAUUCUUGUCAAGGGAAACUUACUAUCCCAAAUAUCUGUCAAGAUUUGGCCUUUUCAACUGACGAUUUAAUCGAUGAAGGCGAGAUUGGUCGAGGUGCUUAUGGCUUUGUUAAUCGUAUGCUACAUGUACCAACACAGACAGUGAUGGCAGUCAAGAGAAUUCGUUCCACACUAAAUGAACGAGAACAGAAAAACACGCUGAAAGAUUUAGAUGUUGUUAUGAAUUCAGCAAAUUGUCCUAAUAUUGUCCUGUUUUAUGGUGCAUUAUUUAAAGAAGGCGAUUGUUGGAUUUGUAUGGAAAUGAUGUCCACUUCGUUGGAUAAAUUUUAUAAAUUUGUCUAUAAUCAUUUACAAUCACGAAUUCCUGAAAGUAUUCUCGGGAAAAUUACUACAGCGACUGUAUCAGCUUUGGAUUAUUUGAAAACUGCGCUCAAAGUAAUUCAUCGAGAUGUGAAACCUUCAAAUAUUCUAAUCGAUUGUAAUGGCAAUGUGAAAUUGUGUGAUUUUGGUAUCUCUGGUCAACUAGUUGAUAGUAUAGCUCGAUCACGUGAUGCCGGUUGUAAACCGUAUAUGGCGCCAGAACGUAUUCAUCCAGAUUUAAGUGUUAACGGUUAUGAUAUACGUUCAGAUGUAUGGAGUUUAGGCAUAACACUCAUUGAAUUAGCCACUGGUCAAUUUCCCUAUCCAGCAUGGAAUUCUGUUUUUGAACAAUUGACAUGUGUUCUACACGAUGAUCCUCCCAGUUUGCCGGAAUACAUUCGUUCACCAAUUCAAAUGUCAUCAUCAACAACCACACUUGUCAAUAUUGACUACCAUUCGAAUAAUCCGAAUAGUCAUUCGAAUAAUAAUAAUAACAGUAAUUUAAAUGAAUCUACACAGUCGAGUGAUUUUUCACCAGAAUUUCGUGAUUUUGUUUCUCAAUGUUUAAAGAAAGAAGUGAAAUCUCGACCAAAGUAUCAAGCACUCAUGAAUCAUCCCUUCUAUUUACGUUCUCUUGCUGAAGUUGUUAACGUUGGCAGAUAUUUUCAAUCCGUCCUGGAUAAAGUUCCAGUUGAUAUGAAUAUGAAUGAAUUAGGUCAAAUGAUGAGUGGAUAA
Molecule: messenger RNA, 1179 nt
Organism: Trichobilharzia regenti
Lineage: Eukaryota; Metazoa; Platyhelminthes; Trematoda; Strigeidida; Schistosomatidae
Source: the annotation of a GenBank genome assembly